CUUUGAUGCUUGCAUAGUUGCUUAAGCUUAACUAAUUGGUUUGCUAUGUACAAAUCAGCAAAGACUAUUGGCUAGAUUCAAUCCUCAGUUAGCUUUGGCUUUGACUGUGUCCUUUGUGCUUUGUAGCUCUUGAAUGUUACGUCGAGGGAUUUGUGCUUAACUUGUGGUCCUUUUGUCAGUGAUAGGAGGUUUUAACUGCUUUUGGAAGCAUAUAUGCAGUGCAUUAGGUUAACGAGGGUAAAAGAUCUACACUCUGUGUUUAAAGCUGGCUUCCUUUUAUCCAUUUUUCAACUACUAGUAUGCUAGUGUGGAGUAGUGGUCCUUGUAGUGUGCUUUUUCCAUCCUGAAAUUAUAAUGAAAAUUUGGCAUGUCAUGAAGCUUCAAUUUUUGGAAGAAUUAAUGGCAUAAAAAUUCUAGCUUUGAAGUUUGAAGGGUAGAAAUAAGCUAGGUACUCUGUCUUUCUGUAUUCAAAUUAUUCUUGGCUUCGUGUUUUGUCACUUUGAAAUUUGAAUAGUGCCGUAAUUCCCUUUUUUCCCUAUUGUUAACUUCUUCGACAGAUUUCUUUUUCCUUUUAUAGCUCAUAACUCAUUUUUUCCUCUCUCUGGACUGAUACUUAUUAAGUAGUUUUUCUUUGAAGUUGAUUGAAUCCGAGUAUGUGAUGGACUUGUGGGUCUACCAGGUGAUCGUAUCUUCUUUAUCUUUUGAUUUCUUUUGUUGCUUUUUCCAAGGUUCAUCAUUUUCAUUUGAUUUGAAUAGAAGUAAGAAAGAUCCUCGAGGCAAGUCAUAUCCUUCUUUUCUUUUUUCAGCCUUUUACUUUUUCAUAGAACGCUGCAUAGAAUGGUUCCUUUCAUGAUUCUGUAUUUUGCCUUUUGAGGAUGAAGACAGUUGGCUCUGCUUUAUGCUUGAUUGGUAUAAUUGGCAUGGCAGAGCUUUAUCUCGCAAUUCAAUCCCUUUUGAUGCUAAAUUAUUACAUGAUGUUCUCUACACCAGAAUGGUUUUUUUCCCCUCCCCAGCACUACAGCGUCAAUACUUUUAUACUGAUUCCAAUUAAUCAUCAGAGUUGGGGCAUAAUUUCCUUGACGAUAGCUUACUUCUGGCAACUUUACACUUUGUGGAUUCUCGUUCAGUUACAUGAAGCAGUUCCUGGGAAGAGAUACAACAGAUAUGUAGAACUUGCACAAGCAGCAUUUGGGGAUAGAUUAGGUGUAUGGCUCGCGCUUUUCCCUACGGUGUAUCUGUCAGCAGGAACAGCGACAGCUUUGAUUCUCAUUGGAGGGGAGACCAUGAAACUGUUCUUUCAAAUUGUAUGCGGCCCCCUGUGUUCUUCAAAUCCUCUGACAACUGUUGAGUGGUAUCUGGUGUUCACAUCCUUGUGCAUCGUGUUAUCCCAGCUCCCAAACCUUAACUCAAUUGCUGGACUCUCAUUGGUAGGAGCAGUUACUGCCAUAAUCUACUCCACCAUGGCUUGGAUACUCUCUGUAAGCCAACAGAGACCACCCUUGAUCUCUUACCAGCCCAUCUCAUUGCCUUCACCUUCCGCUACACUCUCUUCUUUCCUAAAUGCACUUGGUAUCAUUGCAUUUGCAUUUAGAGGCCACAAUUUGGUCCUAGAAAUUCAGGCAACAAUGCCAUCAACCUUCAAGCACCCAGCUCAUGUGCCGAUGUGGAAGGGAGCCAAGUUUGCCUAUUGCUUCAUUGCCAUGUGCCUGUUCCCCGUCGCUAUUGGAGGUUUCUGGGCAUAUGGAAACCUGAUGCCCUCAGGAGGAAUUCUCAACGCAUUGUAUGCAUUUCACAGUCAUGACAUUCCCAGGGGACUCCUGGCAAUGACAUUUCUUCUUGUCGUGUUCAACUGCCUGAGCAGUUUCCAGAUAUACUCAAUGCCCGCUUUUGACAGUUUUGAAGCAGGCUACACGAGUCGUACAAACCGUCCAUGCUCGAUUUGGGUUCGCUCAGGUUUCCGAGUCUUCUUCGGAUUUGUCUCCUUCUUUAUAGGGGUGGCACUGCCUUUCCUGUCCAGCCUUGCUGGUUUGCUCGGAGGGCUCACUCUACCAGUCACAUUUGCUUACCCUUGCUUCAUGUGGGUUCUCAUAAAAAGGCCAACAAAAUACAGCUUCAAUUGGUACUUUCACUGGACUCUCGGUUGGUUGGGCGUUGCAUUCAGCCUCGCCUUCUCUAUUGGAGGCAUUUGGAGUAUUGUCAACAGUGGCCUUAAGCUGAAAUUCUUUAAGCCCAACUAGUUAGUAUAUAUAUAUAUGUAGACAAAGCAAGUGUGCCUGCGUCGAAGUCAUUUUUCCUUUUUUUUUUGCCCUUUAUGUUCCUCCACAUGGAAAUCAGAUCGUUAUCCGAUUAUGGUCUGUCUUAUCUAAUUAUGUGUUGUAAUAGGCAAAGUGGCAAAACCAAAAAAGUCGUAUAAAUCUUUUUACCACUUGAUGUUGAGCGU
Coffea arabica (coffee) is the source of this 2440-nucleotide messenger RNA. RefSeq names its product lysine histidine transporter-like 8. NCBI's taxonomy places the organism in Eukaryota, Viridiplantae, Streptophyta, Magnoliopsida, Gentianales, Rubiaceae. The record is from RefSeq and is a predicted model, not a curated record.